This is a messenger RNA of Striga asiatica, 1571 nucleotides long. The record is from the annotation of a GenBank genome assembly. Lineage: Eukaryota; Viridiplantae; Streptophyta; Magnoliopsida; Lamiales; Orobanchaceae.
CUUUUUCCAACAAUGAGACCACAUAUUAUACUGAUGAUCUUCUAAACAUAUUAAAAAAACUGAGAGUUGAAAAAACAAGGUUAAUCUGUUAUUUAUCUUAAAAUUUCUUAGAUUAUGCAAACCAUCUUCUGUUUUGCUCGGAUUGGCACUCGGCUUCAUCCUCUUCUUAGAUGAGUUAUCCGUACGUUCACCUCUAACUUUUUGUUUCUUUCUCUUUUCCUUAUUUUGUUGCAAGUUGUUGUCUUCCUCACUCAAUACUCGAUCGAUGAGGAGAGACCUCGGCGCCGGUUGGAGGACUUCUUCCAAACUUGGUUUUUGCCAUUUUUGAUUUGCUUCAAUAAUAUUAUGGUUUGCAGUUGACCGGGUUGUGGAACAGAGAUAGGGGAAAAAUUGUGUUGAACAGAGUGGACUCGUGGGCGGCUACUGAGAUGAGGUAAUAUAACAUCAAAAGGGUCCAUUUUGUGUAGUAGCCACAUGAGGCCCGUUCAACUACUGGCCCAUUAGUUUUCCUCCAUUGCAACAACAUAUAGAACAUCGUCACAACAACAUAAAGAAAAUGAAGAGAAAAAUGGGGGACAGGAAAAGAUCGGCAAACAAGAAACCAAAAUCGGAUUGGCCAUCAAUUAAACCUAAGUCCAAUCUUCAAAUCAAUCGCCUCAAAGACGACGAUUUGAUUACUAUUCCAAACUAUCUGACAUCGGCUGAAUCAAAAGCAUUCAUAAAUGCGGCAGAGUUGAUUGGUUUUGUUCACCAAGGUAGUCUUGGUCCUACAAUGGGUGAAGCUUUUAGAGACAAUGACCGGAUAUCUGUGAAUGAUCCGAUUCUUGCAGAAGCAAUAUGGGAAGCUGGGCUUAACAAAUUAUUUUCAGAUUUCAAGAUCCGAGGCAAAGUUGCUGUCGGUUUAAAUCCAAACAUAAGGUUUUAUCGGUACAGUGCUGGCCAGCGUUUUGGGAGACACAUUGAUGAAAGCGCUGAUCUUGGAGAAGGAAGGCACACUCAUUAUACUUUGUUAAUCUAUCUAAGUGGUGCUCCUGGUAAAAUGAAAGCCAAGUCUAAAAACACCGAGACUUCUCAAGAUUCUUUGGAACCAUUAGUUGGAGGAGAGACUGUUUUCUAUGGCCCAAGAAAUUCUCUAGUUGCUGAGGUACCUCCGAAAGAAGGAAUGGCUCUACUUCACAUUCAUGGGGCCAAGUGCAUGUUGCAUGAGGCACGAAUCGUGAGUAAGGGCAUCAAGUAUGUGUUGCGAUCGGAUGUAGCAUUUGCCUAAGGGCAUCAUCUAUUGGUAGGAUUCAUGUCAUCCCCAUUUGUGAUCUUGUGGGCUAAUAUGUUUUUCUCGAGUUCCAAGUCGACGUACCUCUGGUAUAAUAUUUUGUAAUAUUCGCAUCUGCUUAUUUUUGCUAAAUACAUGUCAUUGCAUAAGGAAAACAGACCGAGUUUAUACCACCGAUAACAUGCUUGAAUAGUCUAUAAUAUUUGAUUGUAUGGCAUUAUGCGUUGACACAACAUUUGAUGAUGUUUUUAUGUUUUUGUACGUGUUAUUUUAACUGUAUUUAUACAUUUGCAAAUUUAUG